ACCGGGUCUCUCACUCGUUCUCUCUAUAUGCCACACAACUGGUACUAAUCCCGUGGUAUCUGCGACGACCCAUGCAUUCCCGGUAUCCGCGAUGCUUGAUAGGGGGAGGAGGGGGAAAUGGUCAGCCGCUGUGUGUGUGUGUGUUUGUACCGGCAGUACACGAUUGCUCGGUCAUCGAGGCGUAACACGUACGUGUACGUAUCGUCACAAAGCGCGCGGGAAAACCCUGGGAAGCCGGAGCGAGAGAGCUGUAGCAGCAGCUGAUCGCGUUACAACUGGGCUGGUGGUCAGAUGCAGAGCGAGCGAGCUGGGGCUAACAUCUGGACGCGAACGUGUACUGUUACUCUCGCACUCACUCGCGCACACACGUGUUGCUUUCCUACAGUGCAGUUACACACACGCACUCGCACGCAAAGCGAGAGAGGCGUGUGAGAGUGGCGGGAAGCAAACAGUUGCACUCAAGUCUUGUUAGAACGUCGGACCCUAUAAGAGUUGCAGCAACGAAUAUAUAAAAUAGGCAUAUAUAGAAGGUAGAAUACAGAGAGAGGCUAUACAGCGACCCGUGAUUGCGAUGACAACGCCAACGAUGGACAUCGAACAAACAGACAUCGUGUACGUGCAAGAGCAAGGAAGCGGGUACACGGAAGCCAUCAGCAUCCCGGCCAAGAGAAGCUACGCGGAGAUGAACCCCUACGACGGGAGCAUGCUACACGUAGAAGCUGCAGAGUCGCCGCGCAUCACCUCCCCCGCCGGAUCCGACGAGGGCUUCUCCGAAUUCGCCGACCAACCUGCUCCGUCCGUUAAUCCGAAACCGAAAUCUCGGAUCCGCAACCGGGAGCGAAAGCGACCCGUGCAUCGCGGGAAACCGCCAUAUAGUUACAUCGCGUUGAUCUCCAUGGCGAUAGCAAAUGCUCCGGAGCGACGCAUCACCGUCGACGACAUCUACAAAUACGUGAUGACGCGCUUUCCGUUCUAUCAGACGACGACCAUCAAGUGGCAGAACUCUGUCCGGCACAACCUGACCCUCAACGACUGCUUCGUGAAGCUGGAGCGAGAGCAGGGAAGCAGACCCGGAAAGGGAUGCUACUGGACGCUCGAUCCCAACUGCGAGGACAUGUUCGACAACGGGAGUUUUCUGCGCCGACGCAAGCGCUUCAAGAAAGAGAAAGGUGCAACGCAGACGGCAACCCCGCGUCACGCCGCGACGCAGGCGAGUCGGCAGUGUGAAGCAGCGCCGCCUAACAUCGUCGUGGCGGAGGGUGGCGGGCUAGCGCACGCCGGCAUGCAGCAGCGAAUCUCUGCUCACCAGUACGCGGCGGCGGCGGCGACGACGACCAAGACGGAAUACGGAUGGCAUGAGAUGACCGCCGCGCAACCGGACACGCACACCAUCAGUCCGGUCAGCACGAGCGGAACGAGCGGAACGAGCGGCUACAAUUCGGAUCCAGAUUCGGCCGUCGUCGGCCGCAUGCCGACGGAUCCGGUGAGUCCGGCUUCGAGUCCGCUGUACGGGCCGUCCGUGAGCGUGCAGCAGGUCAGCGCUGACCGCCAGCCGGUGCGCUACGCUCCCCCCGCGUACACGCAGACCGAGUACAUGCUGAUGCAGGCCCCUUACAGUGCCUACCAGAGCUUCCCCGGCCACAAAAUAGAGUCGACGUCGGCGGGAUUCCCCGGGGAUGGCUGGUUACUACCGGGAUCAACAUCGUCGUCGUCGUCGUCACGCUAUCUGGAUAUGAUGUCCACAUACAGACAGUACGGAAUGCCGCCGCCGUCAGCAGCACUGAGUUACACCUCGCAGCAUGACUACCAGCACUUGUGACCGCUCCCUCCGACUCAUACAUUACCCACACAGAUUCAUUCCUACAUGAACCAGAUUCCAAUGCGGAAUGAACAUAUUCCGACAUGUAGUAGACAGAUUAUAACGUGCGUUGAGUAGAUUCCAGCAUGGAAUGAUCAGGUUCCAAUCUGGAUUCCACGCUACUCAUUCAGACGUACGUGGAUAUCUGUGCUCUGAUACGUAUAGUAAUAUCAUGUACAUUUCGCGAGACACGUCAGUAAUAUUGAUAUAACUACGAUUGUUUCUUUGUUUGUUUGUUUAUUUUUUUAAAUUUCUAUCGCAUGUACGUUGUCACCAGACUAUCAUCGCUCUUGCUAUAUGUUUUGUCCACUCGAGUUAAAAUGGUAAACUGAAUCCGUAUCUAUUUGUAGUCGUAUUGGUAACACUAGCCGCUAACUGCAGCGCGAAUUUUCAAGCGAAACCCGAUCACAUACUGUAUGGCUGUAUUAUUUUAGCGCUCCUAUGCGAGUGUCGCGUUUGCCAAUGCUCGCAAAUGAUGUUUAAUUUACGAGUAGAUCGGCCUUAAUCAACGCAGUCGUUAGAAAACAAGCACUUGAUACGCGCCAGUUAAUAAUUUACUUACAAGAUCACCCUCAACCUUGUCGCUGUCACGUACUUGUAAACAAUAGCCGCGUUCACACGUGGCAAGAAAUACGGUAUUUAGCGUUCACACGAGGCAAAAUGCGCGGUCCAAGAAAU
Messenger RNA from Priapulus caudatus, 2536 nucleotides. RefSeq names its product forkhead box protein E1-like. Lineage: Eukaryota; Metazoa; Priapulida; Priapulimorpha; Priapulimorphida; Priapulidae. Gene Ontology annotation, molecular function: RNA polymerase II cis-regulatory region sequence-specific DNA binding; DNA-binding transcription factor activity, RNA polymerase II-specific. The transcript is spliced from 2 exons. Gene Ontology annotation, biological process: anatomical structure morphogenesis; regulation of transcription by RNA polymerase II; cell differentiation. The record is from RefSeq and is a predicted model, not a curated record. Bases 572 to 1819 code for a protein of 415 amino acids.